UAUAUCAUAAAUCCUGAAUCCAAAUUCAAUGGCUUUUUACACCCCCUACCCCAAUUCUUCAUACCUAAUUACAAAAAAUGCCAUCCAAAAAUAUUAUUCUGGGCUUGACCUUUGACUAAGAAAUUUAGUUGACUCACUACACUUUCUAUUCCUGGCAUUCAAUUGAGCUGUAUUUUGGAUCCAUUUGCACUCACGUGAUGCUGUCUGAGCUCUUCCUACUUCGCGUUGCUUUCCACCGCAGUGGUUUAGACCGUUUCGGCAAAGAGACAACAGGCUCAUUGCUCAAAAAACCCCAGGAGCUGAAUUUGUUCCUCUUCAAUCCAUUUGUUACAGGCGAUGAAGGAGGGAUUUUACAAUCACCUCAAACUCGAUAGUUUCCCUACGCUGACGGAUGAUUGUUCUGGUUCCAAAUCAAAAAGGAGAAGGCCAAAUGUGGACAAAGAUAAAGAAAAUAUCAGACCAUCUCAAGAUGCAUCUCAAGAUGGGAGUCCCUCCCCUGGUUUUCGGCUCAACACAAAUGAUCAUGUUUAUCAAACUCCUAAAAGGCCUUUGUCUGCUAUAUCAAACCAGAGCUCCGUGCUCAAUAUUAUAUCGCACAAUGGUGAUGGCUCGGUGUUGUCCCAGAAUCAACAUGCCUCCGUCAAUUCCAAAUCACAUGUCACCUCUUUAACAAAUCAGAGCUCUGUGUUAAAACUCUCCACGCAAUCAAAUGGUGGUGGAUCAGGUAUUAUAUUUUAA
Daucus carota subsp. sativus is the source of this 738-nucleotide messenger RNA. RefSeq lists its product as uncharacterized. The transcript has 8 exons. The record is from RefSeq and is a predicted model, not a curated record. The coding region runs from base 337 to 738 and encodes 133 amino acids. NCBI's taxonomy places the organism in Eukaryota, Viridiplantae, Streptophyta, Magnoliopsida, Apiales, Apiaceae.